This is a messenger RNA of Grus americana (Whooping crane), 3261 nucleotides long. It is a transcript of the gene DOC2B, whose product is annotated as double C2 domain beta. Bases 9 to 1205 code for a protein of 398 amino acids. Gene Ontology annotation, cellular component: membrane. The transcript has 9 exons. The record is from RefSeq and is a predicted model, not a curated record. Lineage: Eukaryota; Metazoa; Chordata; Aves; Gruiformes; Gruidae.
CCGCAUGCAUGACACUCCGAAAAGGAGAGAAAAUGACCAUAAGUAUCCAGGAGCACAUGGCUAUUGACGUCUGCCCCGGCCCCAUCAAACCCAUCAAGCAGAUCUCCGACUACUUCCCCCGCUUCCCCCGCGGGCUCCCCGCCGCCGUCGGCCGCAGCAGCGCCCUGCGCUCCGCUGUCAGCCAGCCUUCCGUCAGCCCCGCUGAGGCCCCCCGCGAAGAGGACGAGGACGUGGACCAGCUUUUCGGGGCGUAUGGCACGACGCCUGCCGAACAGCCAGCCAAGUGCCAGGCACCCGAGGAGGUGGUGGACCCCGAGGGCUACGAGUCCGACGACUGCACCACGCUGGGGACGCUGGAUUUCAGCUUGCUGUAUGAUCAAGAAAACAAUGCUCUCCACUGCACGAUCAAUAAAGCCAAGGGCCUGAAGCCGAUGGACCAUAAUGGUUUGGCCGAUCCAUACGUCAAAUUGCACUUGCUUCCCGGAGCCAGUAAGGCAAAUAAACUGAGAACCAAAACGCUGCGCAACACGCUGAACCCCACCUGGAACGAGACACUCACCUACUACGGCAUCACCGAUGAGGACAUGAUCCGCAAGACCCUGCGGAUCUCGGUCUGCGAUGAGGACAAGUUCCGCCACAACGAGUUCAUUGGGGAGACGAGGAUCCCGCUGAAGAAACUGAAGCCCAACCAGACCAAAAACUUCAACAUCUGCCUGGAGAAGCAGCUGCCGAUAGAUAAAACAGAGGACAAGUCGCUGGAGGAGCGCGGCCGGAUCCUCAUCUCCCUCAAGUACAGCUCGCAGAAGCAGGGGCUGCUGGUGGGCAUCAUCCGCUGCGCCCACCUGGCCGCCAUGGAUGCCAACGGCUACUCCGACCCCUACGUCAAAACUUACUUGAAACCGGAUGAGGACAAGAAAUCAAAACAUAAGACGGCGGUGAAGAAGAAGACGCUGAACCCAGAGUUCAAUGAGGAGUUUUGCUAUGAGAUAAAGCAUGGCGACCUGGCGAAAAAGACCUUGGAAGUCACAGUGUGGGACUACGAUAUCGGGAAAUCAAAUGAUUUCAUAGGUGGAGUCGUGUUAGGAAUUAAUGCCAAAGGGGAGCGGCUGAAGCACUGGUUUGACUGCCUGAAAAACAAGGACAAGAAAAUCGAGCGCUGGCACACGCUAACGAACGAGCUGCCGGGGGCCGUCCUCAGCGACUGAGCGCCACGGGGCCGCUCCACAGGCGGGCACAGCUCUGCCGGCCACAGCCUUUGGACUUCUCUCGUUUACGGCUUUGGCUACGGGGGAUCGUGGUACCGGGGCAGCCGGGAGAGCGGGACGCCCCACGCCACGGCCCGGCUGCAGGGAAAAACCCUUCCCAGGGAACAAGGCAGCGGCGGUUUGCUCUGCUCGGCAGGUCCCGUCCCCCAAGGCUUUUCCAAAAUGCCUCUUUGCACCCCGACACGCUCACACGCACUCGCGAGCAUGCGCGUGCAUGCAGAGACACACACACACACACACACACACGUGUGCACACGCACACACGGACACCACACGCCUGCAUGCCCUGCAGUUCCGACUGCUCUCCUAACUCUUUGCUAUACUGAAUCACCUUCUCGCUGCCUUGCAAUUCAGUGGCGACAAUGAAUGCGUCCGUCUCCGUGCGUGUAUCUAAUAUGAGCAAAAGGCAUCACUCAAACAUGGAACUAUUUCCUCAAGGCAGUUGUGCCAUAUUUCUGGUGGUUUGUCAGUCUCUGUGGUUUGGGCCUAAACAGUCUUUUAUGCAUUUAAAGCUCCUCCCUUGGAAUGAUCGUGUCCCCUGAUAACCUAGGAAGACUGUUUGCUUUUCUUCCAGGAAUGUUGUGCUCGUCCUCUCCGAUAACCCGCGUGAUGUUAGGCAGCAAGCUGAAAGGGCUGCGCAGACCGCGCCUUCCCUCUCGCAGCCCCCGGGAUCGGGUGGCUUCGCGUUUGCAGAAGUGGAGGGGCAAAAUAAAAAAAGCUCUGCGAAGCCGCCAGCCGUUCCUGCUUCCCGGGACCGGCAGCGAAGCCUCACGCUGCCCUCACAGCAGCCGCUCUCCUAAUGAAACCAUGCCUUCCCGCCCGGAGCUACGCAGCCGGGCUUCAGCAUGGCUGGUUUUCCAACAAAGCCGGCUUUCAGGCUAAAUUUUUCUGUCACUUUUCCCUUAGUCAUCCUUUUCUAAUUCACACCAUUACCUAAAACCCAACCAAGGUGAUUUACACCGCGAGCCGUGGGGCCAAGCCCGCAUCACGUUUGCGGACGCUCAGCUCCAGCGCGGCCAUCAGGUUGGUCUGUUUUCUGCCUCAAACAGCACGCAAACCAAAUUUCUGUGUACGGCACAGUUACAGUAUAAUAAUAUCAUCAUCAUAAUCCCAGCUGUCUUCCUCUGUGACCCACCCUGUCUGGUGGGAUGAGCUAAAACUUUCUGCGAAAUGCUGCACCUUGCCAGAAAUUUUUGAAGCCUUUAACCCCUGAUUUCUUAGGAAGAGCUGCUGUUUCCCCGUCGAUCCCGAUUACCGACAGCUUCCGAGCCCCGUAGCUGUGUGUGCGUGCGUGCGCGCGUGUUGCCGAUUUUUUUUGGGGGGGGGCGGGGGGGAGGGAAGCAAUCGGAUCUCUGGAAACCCACGUUUACUUUUCAAAGUGACGAUCGUGUUACACCUUGUUUGAUAUGGGGGGGAAUAAAACAACAUUCAUAGGGGCUUUUUUAAUAACUUAAUAUUUGUAAGGCAAUCUACAGAUAUGCAUGGAUUUUAUUUGAAUGCCGGCAGUGUGUCAAGUAGGAUGUUCCCGGUAAUCCUCUCUGUCUGUCACUGGUCCAGCACCUUAAAACCUGGUUUGGGUCUGAGCUUCCAGGAGAGCUACGGGAGCGCGGGGUCGGCUGUGCCUCCCUUUUCUUGCAAAGUUACUUUCAACCCAUCCUUUGUUUCAGCACAUCUUGCCACGAAACUGGUUUGCGCCUGAGGCGGAGUAGGACGCGACGUGUGCGGGUGGGUUCCUUCACUUCGUAUCCCGGUCUUUUCGAAGCGGACGGUGCGUCCGUCCGUCCCAGCUGCAUGCAGAGUGGUGGUCGUCAUGCCAGGCCUCGUGAAAUGUUUGAUACUGAUGUUUUGCUACCAUGUGAAGGCUGCAGAAACUGUCCUUACCUGCAUCCUAAAAGACUUUUGUAUUUCAGUAUUAUCUAUCUGUGUACUUUUUGUCAGUUUUGUUAAUAUUUAUAACGAGAACCCAAAAUAAAAAGGGAUUAAAAAAAAAAAAAAA